GUCCGUCUCAGGUGGAGCUGCUGCUCUCACUCAGUCACUCUGAGGUGUCAUCACAGGAGGAUCAUGAAGGUAGCCUGAAGGAAAAUAUCUGAUGUGUUUCAUGCCAAACUGGUAUGUAGGAUAUAUGAUUGAUGGUCUCUGUGUGAAGCAAGAGGAGUGAUGGCAGAGUUUUGGCUGAUUUCUGUCCCACUGGACAAGACCAGUUUAGCCAGCAUGGAGAAACUAAAGCGGACCAUAAUUAAAACCCACCUGGCCUCAUUCUGGAAGUUCUUCAUCCCGGAUCUAAAGGUGGGGAUUCUAGACAGUCUGGUUCAAGUGUCAGAUGAGCUGUCAAAACUGGACGCGCUGACUGAGAGUGUGAUUAAAAAAACCUGCCAGAGUCUGAAGGAAGUGAUGGAGGCGUCUGGAGACAAAGUUCAGGAGUACGCCAUCGUCAACGGAGGCCACAGAUGGGAUCAGAGAAGCGCCGUUCCAUCAGCACUACAGGCUUAUCUCGCAUCUCUAAGAGUGGACCUGAUGAGGUACGUCACCAAGUUUCAGUGGGACAAAGCCAAGUAUCCUACGGCUCUGCCUCUCUGCACCCUGGCAGAUCUCAUCAACAAGGAAAUAUCACAGGUGGAAACAGAGCUAAGAUCAAGAGCGACAGCCUACAGCAGCCUGGCAGCUUCUUUACAAAGCCUUGAACGUAAUCUAAACGGUAAUUUGCAAACACAAAGUCUGAGUGGUAUCAUAAGGAAAGAGGACCUGGUGGUCUCUGAGUAUCUAACAACUAUUUUAGUGGUUGUAAGCAGAGAAAAAUAUCUGCAGUGGGAGAGAAGCUAUGAAUUCUUCUCAGAGUUUGUGGUCCCUCGGUCGAGCAGGAAGAUUUUUGAGGACAGAGACGGGGGAAUCUUCUUGGUGACUCUCUUCAAGCGAGCUGUGAACGAAUUCAAAGCUAAAGCUCAGGAGAGCAAGUUCAUUGUGCGGGAGUACAGCUUUGAUGUGGAGGAGAGGAAGCAGCAGGAGAUCACGAAGCUCACCCUUCAGAAAAAGGAGCAGUAUGGGAUCUUUGUGCGUUGGCUGAAGGUGAAUUUCACUCAGGUGUUCGUUGCCUGGAUACAUUUAAAAGCAUUAAGAGUUUUUGUGGAAUCAGUUCUCAGGUAUGGACUACCUGUGAACUAUCAGGCUUUUCUUCUGGAGACAGACAGGAAGCACUCAAAGAAGCUGAAGGAGGAACUUUCUACUCUGUUUGGACACUUGGACCCGACUGCCAGCAUGAAGGAGGUGAAGUGUGACAUCCCAGGGCUCUGUCAGCAGGAGUACUCCUCCUACAUCUGCUUCCAUAUCAGCACCAUCAUGCUGGAGAGCGGCGAGCAGACAGCAUCGUGACCAACUGACAGAAAGCACCUCAACAACCUCAGCAGUCAGGACCAAAAACAAACCAACAGUACUAUAAAAAGUAACCUGUGACAGAUGGACAUACUGCAUAUGCAAUGACCUGUGUACAUAAACCUCAACUUCUGGGAGGUAAAGUCAUGUUAAUAUUCUCUUCAGUUGAGGAUUGUUUAUCCUACUAUCAUGAAUGCUUAUCUUUGUAAAUAUGUGAAAGUUUUCUAGGAAUCCAAAGCUCCCAUCUGGCACCUCUGGUAAAGCUUAGAAUAAAAUUCAGCUUUUUAUGGUAAUGCAUAAACUCACCAGAAGAAACUUUAAUUUGAGCAUAAAUUUGUCCAUAAAUCUGAAAAAUCCCAAAUUAAAAAGUAAUAAUAUUUAGUAAGACUGUCUUACUAGUAGCAAAGCAUUACAACACUCCUUUAUAUUUAACAGCAGAAAUAAGAUCCUUCCGUCACAUUCAAUCUUUGCUUGAAACUGAACUCAACUGAAGUGUUUAAUGCCGGAAAGCUCAUCUUUAGUGUCAGCUGACCAAAGCCACAGUUUCAGUUAGAAAGCCCGGUGCAAUAAACCCAAUGCCUACACGUUUGUGAUGGUAGGAUAGGAAAUGUCGGUUCUUGCAUCUCUACCAAAACACUGGUUAAUGUAAUGUCCAAGAUUCAGCUCUCUGGCAGUGAGCUUUAAAGCCCAUAAUGGUUCGUUUCAUUUCCUCUUCCUCAAUGCACACUGUAGAACGAUA
Messenger RNA from Cyprinodon tularosa, 2107 nucleotides. It is a transcript of the gene atp6v1c2, whose product is annotated as ATPase H+ transporting V1 subunit C2. Gene Ontology annotation, molecular function: proton-transporting ATPase activity, rotational mechanism. The coding region runs from base 160 to 1368 and encodes 402 amino acids. The record is from RefSeq and is a predicted model, not a curated record. Gene Ontology annotation, biological process: proton transmembrane transport. Gene Ontology annotation, cellular component: lysosomal membrane; vacuolar proton-transporting V-type ATPase, V1 domain. The transcript has 14 exons. Lineage: Eukaryota; Metazoa; Chordata; Actinopteri; Cyprinodontiformes; Cyprinodontidae.